Messenger RNA from Apis dorsata (giant honeybee), 2783 nucleotides. RefSeq names its product neurochondrin homolog (gene Neurochondrin). The transcript is spliced from 2 exons. Gene Ontology annotation, biological process: regulation of neuronal synaptic plasticity; neuron projection development. NCBI's taxonomy places the organism in Eukaryota, Metazoa, Arthropoda, Insecta, Hymenoptera, Apidae. Gene Ontology annotation, cellular component: dendrite. The coding region runs from base 393 to 2630 and encodes 745 amino acids. The record is from RefSeq and is a predicted model, not a curated record.
UUAUUAUAUACAAUAAAAAUGGCGACUUUGCAUAAGAAGCAUUUUUGUUCAUCAAACAUAACUAUAAGCGCUGUGUUUUUUGAUCUGGACAAUACUCUCAUCGAAACCAGAAAAGGCGACAAUCAAACAUGUCGAAAGUGAGUGUGUCAAAGGGCAAGGCUAGUCUUAAGGGGUUUGAUUUGGAAGUUUGGGAGUACUGCCAGUUGGCUUUUAGCUGUGACAUGUGAAAGAUGCAAGUUUCAUUAAAUCUUUGUUAAAUAUUAUUGGGUAAAUAUUAAUAUUCUAAUACUUUAUAUUUUAUUUGGGAGAUUGUUAUCAUAUAAAAAAAAUAAAAUUAUAGAAAUAUUGAAAUUAUAAUUACAUUUUAAAUUGUAAUAAAGUAAAUUAUAACCAUGAGUAUUUCAAAGAAUGUAAAAAAGCAUGUGACUAUUUUAAAGUCUGUUGAAUCUGAUUCAGAAAAAUUUGCUGCUUUAUUUAUGAUUACAAAAUUGGUGGAUAGUAAAGAUUGUACAGUAACAGAAAAAAAAAUGUUAUUUGAAGCUAUUGGAACUAAAUUUUUAACAAAAUUGUUAUCUACACAAGUAGUUCCUGUAGAUUGUCCUCCACAAGUAUAUAAAUCUGUAGCACUAUCUAUACUUUCUGCAUUUUGUGGCGAAUCAGAAUUAGCUUCUCACCCUGACAUGAUUGUUCAUGUACCUGCAUUACUUGAAAUUGUAUCAAAAGCUGAUGAAGAUGCAGAUGAUAAUAUGUUAAUUAUUGUUAGUGAAGCAUAUACAUGUUUGCAAAAUAUUGCACAAUAUUCUCCUGGACAACAAGUUUUAAUUGAGCAUAAAGCUAUUGCAAAAAUGUGUGAUAUUUAUUCAGAAAAAAGCUUUCAAACAGAUAAGGCUUUGAACAUUUUAGUUACUUUAGUUCAAAGAUUUAGUACAGAAGCAUGGGAUGCAACAGAUACUGCACCUUUUCAUGCUAUAAUAAAUAAGAUUGCAUUAGAUUUUGAAACAGAUCAUACAGAAAGAAAAUUUGAAUUAUGUACAAUUUUACAAGCUUUACUAAUGUCUUGUACAAAAGACGUAAUUAGUAAAACUGCUAAAGAAGAAUCUUGGCCUUCUAGCAUACAUAAAGCUUUAUCUGAUAUUCUUGGAUCAAAAAUAGGUAAAAAUCAACGUGAUCCAGCAUUAAAACUUGCUUCUGUAAUGCUAGAUUUAUUAGGAGCAGAAUGGACUUUAUUAGAUAAAGAAAAACCAAAAAUAUUUUUGUUAUUAUUAAUUCAACUAACAUCUAUAGAAGUUAGAAUGCAAAUAGAAGGAAAACAAUUGAAAAGUAUAAUGACAAAUGCAGAUUUAAUAACAUCUUGUUUUAUUAUUAUUGAAAUUUCUCUUGCAUAUAUUACCAAUGAUCAGUUGGACUUAGAUCAGAAAGAAAAACAGUCAUUAUAUACUGUUUUAAAAGGAGCAUUUGCUGCAAUUAUAGGUUUACUCACAGCAGUAUCCAAAAUGAAAGAAAUAACAGAUAUUAAAGAAAGAAUAUUUAUUUGUGCUGUAGUAAGAGUACUAGCAGCAUGGCUUGCCCAGGAAACAACAGCUAUGCGUUCUCAAGUUUAUACAGUUUUACCUUACGUUUUAACUAUAGCUAAUGAUACAUUUUAUGCAUAUAGAAAUAGAAAAUUAACAGAAAAGGCUAAAGCAAAUGCAAAACUUAAAAAUGAUGAAGCAACAUCAUCUGGAGAAUCAAUUAUUCAUGAUCCUUUAAGUGAAAUUGAUUUAUUGAGACUUUUAUUACCAGCAUUAUGUUAUUUAGCUGUAGAAGAAGAUGCAAGAAAAAUUUUAAUUCAACAUAAACAAGAAGAAGUCUUGUUUGAAUGUUUAUCUUAUCAUUGGACAAUUGUUCAUCAAAAAAAACCACCAAUACCAAAAUCAGAAAGAUUAAAAAUUUUAAAAGAACCAGAAAAAGAAGAUUUAGAACUUCAUCUAUCAGAAGAAAUAAAAGAUUCAAGGACAGCUAUGGUUUCCGUGUGCAAUGUUUUAAUGAACAUUACUGUAUUAGAAGCAAAAUUAGUAGAAGAAUCACCAACAUUUAUUUCUUUAUUGAAAUUUAUUUUCAAUAAUCUUCCAGAACUUAAACAAAUUCCUGAAAAUCUAGUAUUGCAUGGUCAUCUUGCAGUUUUGGGAUUAUUAUUAUUGAAACAACAAGCAAUACGUAUUAAGAAAAAUGAUUUUUCUAUUUGUCGAUAUAUUCAAGCUACUAUAAGAUUUUUAUGGGAUGCAUAUAUAAUUGAUGAAAGCAAUGAUCCAACUGAACUUGUUGUUGCCAUGUCAUAUAAAGAAAAGUGGUUGGAACUUAUGGAAUUAUGGUUUCUUGGAAUGCAAACAAUGGCUGGAGUCUUACAAGUCAUACCUUGGCUUUCACAAUUUACUCUUGAGUCAGGUUGGGUAGAAGAAAUUAUUGAAAUUCUCAAGAAAAUAAAGAUAGGAAGUCUUCAGCCAAAUGUAAAAUUUGCUUUUGAAGAUCUUUUAUGUCAUUUGGUUAAAGCAGAUGAAAAUGUUGCUUCUGUUUUGAAGAAACGUGGAGCUUUAACUGUAUGCAGAAAUCAUCGUAUGAUGGAACUUGGAAAACAUCUCUUUGGAGACUAAAACAUUCUAUUAUAUUUUGAAUGAAAAUAUUUAUAUUUAUAUAUUGAUAAAAUAGCUGAAAUAGUUAAUCCAUUCUUAUGUUAUCAAGUAAUGUGUUUAUUUGUGUAUACAUAUUAUAUAUGUUUUUUAUAUUAUAUUGUUUAUAAAACAAAA